UGCUCUUCUGCGGACGAGCUGGAUGUGCGGACACUUGCUGCGCUGCUACGGAUGAUCAGGAGGCAUCGCGGGGCCAGAGGGAGAAGGAGACUCACUGGGGACGCACAUGGCUCGAUGACAUGAUGUUCCUAUCCUUUUCCCCUCCCCUCUCCACUUCUCUCAUUCCUGUUUUCCUCCGACUCUUCCUCUUUUUCCUCCUUCCGUCCCCUAUCUCCUCUUCCUUCUCCCACACCCCAUUGAGCUGGACGUCGCCUCAUGACCCCUGCUACCACCCUAAUGGCCGUCCUCGACACUGCCUGUCAGAGUUCAUCAAUGCCGCCUACGGAGUCCCGGUUAAUGUUAGCCACUCGCUACACGGGCUGGAUUCUGAUGGCAACAUCACCACCUUGACGGACCUCCACAACCCCCACAACCUCACCUGCUGGAUGGCUCAUGCAGGAGCUGACUCUGGAGACUGGGUCCUCACUCUGCCACUGGGGCGCCGCUUUGAGAUCACCUACAUAAGCUUGCAGUUUUGUAACCAAGGGGAGCCGUCAGACCCCAUUGCUAUCUCCAUCCUCAAAUCGAUGGACUAUGGACGAACCUGGAGGCCGAUGCAGCACUACUCCAGCGACUGCUUAAGGUAUUUCAAGCAGCCAUCCCAGACCAUUGCUCAAACGAGACACCAGGAGACAGAGCCUCUCUGCUCAGACCCUCGGCCCCUUCAGAGGCAGCGGGGCAGCAUGGUGCUUGCCUUUUCUACUCUGGAUGGACGGCCAUCUUCUCCAGAUUUUGAUUACAGCCACACCCUUCAGGAUUGGGUAACAGCUACAGACAUCCGCGUGGUCUUCCACAAGCUAUCCAGAGAUGUUAGGAUGGACAUCUUUGAUAAAGUAGAAGAGGAGGCACAGUGGCUUGAUGGUUCACAUAAUACCAGAGAGACAGGGGCUCUGAGGUGGAGAUCGGAUGUCAAGGGUCACAGUGGAGAUCAGGUGGACAAAUUAAACAGAGAUAAUACACUGGCAUUUUUUGACAGGGAGUCAAAAAACUCUGAGAUAAGAGGAAGGAGCAAAGAGGAGAGGGUUAGAGAAGGCCGCCAUAAAGAGUCAGGUCGAGAUGAGGAUGCACAUAAUGUGACAAGCAAGGAAGGGGAGGAUAGUUUCAACACAGACUCACUUGUUUUGCCAAAGAAAGAUGGUAAAGGCAGAGUACGUGGUCGCAAGAAGGAAAGUAAUCACUGGGCACCUUGCCCUAACAGAGGGUGUAAUUGGAUAGUUGAAGGGCGGGCCAGGAGCAACAGAGGGCAAGAACUGAGGAAGAGGAGGAACAACAAUCUCAACAUAAAACAAAGCAUCAGAAACCUACAUGUGGGACAGCCUUCUGCUCUCACAUCUCCUGCGCGAAUUUCUCUAGCCCUCGCUGACCUGCAGGUCGGAGGCAGGUGUAAAUGUAAUGGACACGCAUCCAGGUGUCGCCGUGAUGAUGCAGGCCGUGCAGUGUGUGUGUGUGAGCAUCACACGGCCGGGCCCGAUUGUGAUGUGUGUGAGGAUUUCUAUUUUGACAGACCAUGGCAUCGAGCUACGCCCACCCACCCAAACCCUUGUGUUGCCUGUGAGUGUAACGGCCACUCAAGCAAAUGUCGCUUCAGCAUGGAGGUGUUUCAGCAGUCGGGUCGACGCAGUGGAGGUGUGUGCCAGAAGUGUCGCCACCACACAGCCGGACGCCACUGCCAGUACUGCCAGAACGGAUACACCCGCGACCACACCAAGCCACUCAACCACCGCAAGGCCUGCCAACCAUGUCAGUGCCAUCCUCUGGGGGCAGUAGGUCACUGGUGUAACCAGACAUCAGGUCAGUGUUUGUGUCGAGACGGAGUGACAGGCCUCAGGUGUAACCGUUGUGCACCAGGAUACAAACAGGGCAAGUCCCCCCUGCGGCCCUGUAUAAGAAUUCAGGAGGUUGCUCCCACCCCCAUGUACCAACCUCAAUACAGCAUCGCUGAGGAGUGUGUUUCAUACUGCCAGCCCUCACAGGUUAAAGUCAGGAUGAACUUGGAGACUUAUUGUCUCAAGGAUUACGUGCUGAAGGUGCACGUGAGGGGGAUGGAGCGUUCAGGUCCCUGGUGGCAGUUCUCCAUCUCUGUCCAAACCGUCUUCCGCACAGGGUCUACCUCCCGUGUUCGCAGGGGCUCCCAGUCCCUCUGGGUCCCCGACCGUGACCUCAGCUGCGGCUGCCCUGCCCUCCAAGUGGGUCGGACAUUCCUGCUUAUUGGCGCAGAUGAAGGAGAGCGGGGUUGGAGCCCUGGGGAGAGUCGCCUGGUUGCGGACCGCUCCACUCUGGCUCUCCAGUGGCGGGAACACUGGAAUCCCAAACUUAGGCACUUCCGUGGGCAGGACAAGAGGGGCCGCUGCCUUCCUAUAUCCCAAAAUAGCCACCACCACCGCAAGGAGCACACAAAGACUCAAACUGUGUACAUACCCCCUCACCUACUGACUGACACACACUCUGUGAAAGAGGAUGAGACUCCGAUAUCAGUGGGGCCGCGCACACUCUCAAACAAAGACAAUGGUGUUAAAUCCACAGAGAUGCCAUCUUUCUCUUCUUAUACUCCUGCUCGGGUGUGCACCACCCAGAAUCCUGAAUAAAAACCAAUAAUAAAAAAAAGAAUGCAAAGAAAAUACUUAAAGACUGACACUUUAAUUUUUAUCUUCCAUCUUUGAGGACACACUGUAGAACUGUAGAGUGGGUACAGGUAGUAGAAAUUGCUCUUUUUGAACUCACUUGUAACUUUUUGAAGGUAUAAGUAAAAAACAAGAGGGUUUGUCUUGAAGAAAAAUCCGAGAACCCCCACUCUACGGAGAAAAUCACACCUGCUUGCACUGUAGCUGUUGGUGUGGGUUUGUAGUACUCAUAAAGCAGAGUUCUGUCUAAAGUGGUAAAACUCACCGAUAAUAAAAGAUUUCCACCAACAGUAACGGUGCUAUGUGAAAUAUAGAUAUUCAAAUUCUCCUUUUCUUUUAAAAACAUUUGAAAAUUAAAGUCUGAACAGUCAUAAAGCAUAUUUGUCUUAUAGAUUUAAAAAAUAUAUAUUGUGUGUCAUAUUUAUUUAUUGAAUUAUUUUAUAUGAAGGGAAAAUUUGACACCUAAAUGACACAUUUUGUGCAGGUUCACCGUGACGAUUGAUAUUUGUCCUCACAUUGACACAGUGGUUAGGCAUAAAACAUCUUUAACUUUUGUAUUAUUAACUGUAAUAAAUAAUAAUAACAUGUUGAUUAAUUAUUCUAAAUUAAAAUGAUUUAAUAUAGAGGAUUCAUAUCUGUUUGUCAACUACAAAAGCAUGAAGAAAUAUGUCUUUUUUAAAUAUUUUGUGCAGGAAAUUGUGGAUUAAUCUUUUUCAGGAACUGGAUUUUUCUGUUUUGCUUUACAUUCGCAGUAUUGACAUUAAUUAGGGCAGAAGCUCAACUUACACCUGUCUCGUACACCCUAAUAUUUAUGUAAACUGACUUUAUCUGUUUAUCUGUUCUCUCACUGAGCAGCUGACACAGAGACCAAACUAACCUCAGCCUUAUUUUCUAACCAUACAGGAAUCUUCAGAUAGUCCGUCAGGAGCCCAGAUACAGAUCUAAAAAACAUCCGUUCGACCUGUCGUCAUGACUUCUGUUUCCAUUUGGGAAAUAUGGCAUCAUAGCUCAUGGGAACUCGUUGUGGGGUAUUAAGACAGAUGGAGGAGCUCCGAUUUGCCAGGCGGCCAUAUUGUUUUGGUAGCGCCGUGUCAGCUAUUGGCUGUGCGGCUGUGUUGAAGCCUGUGAUUGAAAAUAAAAAGAGAAAAAUAGACUUGCUGAGUGAUGACCUCGGAGCAGGGCUGAACAUACUGUACACGGAGGAGGGUGGGAGUGUGCUUUUUGAGCCUCUUUCUCCGCAGUUAUGAGGUCCAACCAGCUGUCAGAUUAUCGGGGCCCCCAGACGAGCAGAUCACAAACCCUUGUUCAGUUCCUGUCUGCUAUAGCUCCAUAUCUGCUCUGUUUUCUGAAAUGUAUGUAUGAGGAACUGACAUUUUAUUUAGUUAUUUAAUCUUUUUCCUCCAACUUUGCUCCAGAAUACAUUUUAGCCAAAGAAAAUUUGUAGGGAAUGCAAUGAAGGACUUUCACUGGUCCUUAUUCAAUGUUAAGUAACUAGUUCCGUUAAGUAUCACAUUCUGACUUAUAAGCACUAACUUUCAUCAUGAAAUUAUUGUCCACAGCUGCAAACUCAACAUCACGCUAAUGCAAACACAGAUUGUCGAUACUGCUGAACAUCCGAUGUCAGAAAUCCAAGAUAAUAGUAAUAAUAAUAUUACCAUUCACAUUUGAUUUGAGGAGGAGAAGUAAGUCACCGUGUGUCAUUUCUUAUUUAAUUUGCUGUCUUUUUCUGGUAAAAGGUCCAUUUCUAUUUUAAUAUUAGAGCUGAGGAGAAAAUUCUUUCAGUUACAACCAUUUUACAGAGCGAUUUAGACUGUUUAGAAGUGUGAAUACAUUCUGUUUGCUCUUUUAAUUUACUGGUCUGCAAUGCUAUGAUCUAUUGGCGCAUGCCAUUUUCCUCAGCCAAACUAAAAAUGAGUCGAAAACAAAAAGGUUGCAUUCUUUUUUUUUCUUUUUUUUUUUUUUACUUUAACAUGCAAAAGAAAAAAUAAUAAUUACAUUUAAUGCUAUGCUGAGGUUAGAUUUCAAGAUUUUAAUGCAAUAAAUUAAUCAUCAUGGGUCAUUUGAUCAAUUUCUUGGUGAUCAGCAAAUAUAAACUCAAAACAUUAUUUUUUUUAGUAGCAUACAUGCUAGUGUUUAAAAAAUAUGAUAUAAAAUUGUUCAAAUCAUUUAGGGAAUUUAUAAUAGAUAAUAUAUUAUAGAUAUGAAUAAUCACCAUAUAACCUCCUUAUUUAAUUUUUUCUCUAAAACAGUGUUACGAAAAUUAAUGAGUAUCAAAUUAAAUAUGUUCUGAUUCUCAUUAUUUAACAUAAAAUAGUGUAAUAUAUAUUGUGGAUGUGACAUUUUGACUUAUCUGAGCAAAGAUGUGUGUUGAGAGAUAAAAAAAGCUCAAGUCAAAACUGAGCAGUACAUGAAAAAGUGUGUUUCUUUUUUAUUCUGUCAUCUGACGUGAUGACUGGGAACUGUGCACAGUCCACAGUUCUACAUGUAAGAAAUAUUUAUAAUGUAAGAUUUUCUCAUGUUUAUGUAAGAAAUGUUGUACUCGACUGAUGUAAAGUAAAACCACAUUUCAUUGUGUGAUCAUGUGGAUUAUUAAUCAUCAGAUGUUUGAAGUGAAACACCUUGUCCUGUCUGAGAUCAGAGCUGAGAAAUUAGGAUAAACACUCACUACGUCAAAACCAAUGAGACGGGAGAGGGAACAUAAAAUCCAAGGUGACGCUACAUAUGACAUUAUGGGCUUUUUUUCCUUUAGAAAAUGGGAAAAACUUUCGUUCUUGUAAUUUUUACGGUCUCUGUCAUAUGAAACCAUAUGUAGCCUUGAAAUCCCACAGAUACCCAUAUAAAAGAAAAGAAAGGAAAAGAAAAGGAAAGAAAAGAAAAGAAAGAAAAAAAAGGAAAAGAAAAGAAAAGAAAAGAGAAGAAAAAAGUUGAAUGUCUUUGUUUUCCCGGGUUUGUCUUUGCCACAAAUCUCUCAAGACUUUUUAUAAUAUCCUAUAAUUCGUUUUUUAUGCCUGUAUCUGUAAAAAUCUGUUAAAAUGAACCAAACUUUAUAUCUGCUCUGCUCUACUUUACCUCAUUUAUUUUCUUUAUCUUUUUUUUUUAAUCUGUUACUGUGAUCUGUCCCUUCAGCUGUCCCCAGGUUCACUCUUCAUUUUG
Messenger RNA from Melanotaenia boesemani (Boeseman's rainbowfish), 5813 nucleotides. It is a transcript of the gene ntn5, whose product is annotated as netrin 5. Gene Ontology annotation, molecular function: protein binding. The record is from RefSeq and is a predicted model, not a curated record. The transcript is spliced from 7 exons. Lineage: Eukaryota; Metazoa; Chordata; Actinopteri; Atheriniformes; Melanotaeniidae. The coding region runs from base 120 to 2624 and encodes 834 amino acids.